AUGAUUCCUGUAGUCUAUGGCAUUCGUCCUGGGCAAACAGUUUGGAGAAGCCAGCCCUUGAGUGUAGCUAGGAGGCGGUGCCAGAUUUAUAGGAACAUAUGUCAGGCUUCGGCAACAGAGCCACAUAGAGCUGGGUAUAUAAAAAAAGCCCCGAAUGAAGCCCUAAUUUUCAUCAGUAGCUGGCUAUCUCGAAUCCCAUACAUAAACCCUAACGCAAUUGUCUUACAACGAUUAGAAAAACUUGGAGUCGAAGGUGCUGAGCUUACGGGCUCCUCGACAGUCGUUGAGCAGGUGCUCCCUAAUGAAUUCCAUUCAAGAAUCACUCAAGUUAUUCCACGUCUUACAGAAGGUGGCGCUUUUGUCAAGUUAUCCCAUGGCCCUGAAACUACAGACUCAGAUAUCAUUAAAGCUGUAACCCGCCAUUUGGAGGAGAAUCCCGUAAAACCGUGGUUUAGUCUCUUCAACUCCGCCAGCGCUGCCCUUGUGCGAGGGCGCCCUUGGGUGGAGGACUUAUCCUAUCGGUUUCCGAGCUCAAGGGUUAAAAUUGAAUUCCUACCCGCAUCUCAAGAUGCACCCGCAGCAGAGCUUACUCAAGAGUCCCUUUACUCACUCACCAGGACGUAUGGAAAAUUGACCGACAUCAUUCCGCAGUCAGCGGAGUCAAAAGUUGUACCAAGAUACGCUCUACUUGACUUUUCCAAUCCGGUAUCCGCUGUCAUGGCAAAAAACUGCCUUCAUGGGUUUAAGGUCCCUACAGAAGAAGGUGGAGGGAAAGCAGGAACGGUCCUACAAUUUAGCUACGAAAGAAAAAUAAAGACACAUUGGAUAAGGGACUGGAUAUUCAGUCAUCCUCGAAUUGUGCUUCCCAUUCUUGUUGCGAUUUUGGCCGCAGUCACUGUCGCUGUUUUUGACCCAAUACGAACUUUUUUCAUAAGGCUUAAAGUUUCUCCUCCGCUUCAGCUACAGGAUAACAGGUUAUGGAUGUGGGUUCAAAGACAGGCUACAAAAGCUAACUCCUUACUCUCGCUCCAUCGUGACCAAUUUCAUGAAUCGAAAGGUCUUAAUGAGAUCUGGGAAGACAGGAAAGAGGAUGCCCAGCAAAUUCAGAACUGGCUUGUGGAAGGGAACGAUACCUUUAUUGUUGUGCAUGGGCCACGAGGUUUAGGAAAGAAAGAGUUCGUUUUGGAUGAAGCCCUCAAAAAUUACAAGAACAAAUUGGUAAUUGAUUGCAAACCCAUCCAAGAGGCCCCGGGCGACAGCACCAUGAUAGCUGCCGCUGCCGCCGAGGUUGGCUACAGACCAGUAUUUUCCUGGAUGAAUAGUAUCAGCAGUGUGGUUGAUGUUGCAACACAGAGCGCAAUUGGUACCAAAGCCGGGCUUUCUGAAACUUUGGAUAGUCAGCUUGGUAAUAUAUUGCAAAGCACUGCCAAGGCACUGAAAAAGAUUGCGUUGGAUGGAAGGAGGAAAGGAGACAAGGACAGCCACUUGAAUGAUGAUGAAUGGCUGGAGGCAAACCCUGCUCGUCGGCCAGUAGUUGUUAUCGACAACUUCCUCCAUAAGAGCAAGGACAACCAGAUGGUCUACGACAAACUUGCAGAAUGGGCCGCAGCAUUGAUAUAUACCAACAUUGCGCAUGUUGUUUUCCUCACCUCGGACCUUUCUUAUUCCAAAACUCUGAGCCAGGCUUUGCCAAAUCAGGUAUUCCAUCAAGUAUCGUUUACGGACUGCAAGCCUGAAGUGGCUAAACGAUUCGUUUUAAGCCAUGUGUCAGGUGACGACGAUGCUAAAGGUGUGGAUUAUGCGGAUGAAAGGUUUAAUGAGGAACUUGGCGAAUGUAUCAAGAGGCUCGGGGGCCGCUUGACAGAUCUGGAGUUUUUCGCACAUGCCGUUCAACAAAUAGUACACCAGUCCGCUGCAGAAAUCCUUAAAAUAUUCAUCACGGAAGUUGAUUCAGGCUCCCGAGGCUGGACUCCUGAACAAGCAUGGUACCUGAUAAAAAAACUAGGUCUUGGGGAGACUCAGACAGGAAAGUAUCCCUGCCCUGAUGCAGAAGAUGAAGCCAGUGUCCGAUACAGUGAUAUAAUUCUCUCCGACCUUUUCAAGAAGGAUGGUGAAAAUACCCUUCGUGCUCUUGAAAAAGCAGAGCUCAUCACCGUCAUUUCAAAGAACGGGCGCCCUUCGAUAAUCAAACCUGGAAAACCUGUUCUCGCAGCUGCCUUCAACCAGCUGGUUGAGGAUAAUGUACUGAGGAGUAGGCUUGACCUGAGGAUACUCAGCCAGAUGAUUGCAAUGGAGAACCAGGCUAUCAAUAAGAUUGAAGAUGAACUCCGGGUCCUGGGCUCCUUUUCAAAAGAGCCUAGUGAAGCAAGAAGAAGGAUCAAAUGGCUCUUGACAAACUUGGCCCUGAGCCAGGCGAAGGUUGAUCAAUAUGAGAUGGAGAGUGCGCAGUUAAAGCUGGUUCUGAAAACUGAAGUUUAG
Messenger RNA from Microsporum canis CBS 113480, 2478 nucleotides. RefSeq lists its product as hypothetical. Gene Ontology annotation, cellular component: mitochondrial inner membrane. The coding region runs from base 1 to 2478 and encodes 825 amino acids. NCBI's taxonomy places the organism in Eukaryota, Fungi, Ascomycota, Eurotiomycetes, Onygenales, Arthrodermataceae. The transcript has 3 exons. The record is from RefSeq and is a predicted model, not a curated record.